AAAUUCUUAAUUUAUCCUCAAUUGAAGCACUUUCUUUUCUCAUCUGAAUAUUUCAUAAAACCUCCUCCAAACAAAAAGAAGAUGGCCGAGCCAAUUGCUACUGCUGCUGCUGAGAAAGUUGUUGAGAACUUAGUUGAUCGGAUUUUGAAUUUUAUUUUAAAUCCAAUCAGUGUUGUGCGCAAGUGCAACGAAAAUGUUCAGAAUCUGAAGAAACAAGUUGAGGCGCUAAAGAAUAAAAAUAGGAGUGUGGAGCGCUAUAGAUAUGAUGUUGGCAGAAGAGGGGAAGAAAUUGGUGCGGAGGUCCAGGCUUGGCUGACAGAAGCGGAAAAGUUCAUCGAACCUGCAGGGGAAUCUAUACGAGUUGGUGAUGAAUUUGCCAAGAAUGAGUGUUUCUUUCGGCUGUGUCCCAAUCCCCUGCCUCGUUACAAGCUCAGCAAGAAAGCAGCGCAGAUUACGGGGGAUAUUGCAAAACAUGUGCAGGAGGGUCAUAGAUUCGACCUUCCACCUUCCCACGCUCCUCCUCCACAACAGGAAGUGGCUGAAGUUGUCGAAGGUUUUGAGGAGUUUCCCUCUAGAAUGGCUGUUUUGGAGCAGAUCAUGAAGGCAGCAAGAAAUCCAAUCGUCAACACGAUCGGAGUGCAUGGGACUUCUGGCGUUGGGAAGACGAUGCUUGUAAAAAUGGUUAAAGGAAAAGCCAAGCAAGACAGCUUGUUUACUGCGGUAGUUAUGACUAAAGUGACAAAGAACCCGGACUUGAAAAGUAUUCAAAGUGACAUCGCACGCGACUUGGGUAUGGAUCUGCUUCCUACCGAACUUCCACCACCACAAGUUGCAGAUCGAAUAAAGGCAAAGCUCAAAGAAGCGAAGAAAUUUCUUGUAAUUUUGGAUGAUGUUUGGGAGGCUGGAAUAGAUUUGGAGAAAGUUGGAAUACCUUCUGCAAGUGAGCUGAAGCAGCCUAUGGAGAAAAAGAAUGAAGAAAGCUCAUCUGGACAACAAGAUGUGCUCCGCAAGGUUCUACUAACCUCAAGAGAUCCGAAUGUUCUCUCUGGUAUGAUGGAAGAAAAAGAUCCGGUCUUUAAGGUACAUGAAUUAGAAGAUGAAGAAGCAAGGCAUCUAUUCAAGAAGAUUGUUGGCAGCAAAGUUGAAAGCUCUAAUUUUCAACCGACAUCCAAGGAGAUUGUUGAGAAAUGUCUCGGGUUGCCCGUUGCCAUCGUAACUGUUGGAAAGGCCAUGAGAGGGAAGACUCAACAAUUUGAGUGGGAAGAUGCUCUUAUGGAAUUGAAAACGCCUACUCCAGAAGGGAUAUCUGCAGCUGUUUAUAAGCCUAUAGAGUUGUCCUACAAGUACUUACAAGAAGAUGAACUCAAGCAAACGUUCAUGCUUUGUAGCUUGCUGGGCCAUGACUCUUCCAUCAAUGACUUGUUAAAAUAUGGUAUGGGCUUGACUUUAUUUCCAAAGGCGAAAACAGUGGAGGAGACACGAACCAAAGUACUGACAUUGGUUCACCGUCUCAAACUGUCUUCUUUGUUGGUUGAUGGUCACAGUAAUAUGCAUUUUGGUAUGCACGAUCAGAUUCGGGAGGUUGCCCUGUCAAUUGCUUCUAGGGACCACAAUGUAUUGGCUUUAGUAGGUGAAGAUGGAGGAAAAGACUGGCCAGAAAAGGAGACAAUGGAAAAUUUGAAGUGGAUUUAUUUGUCAAAUGGCUAUCCUGAGCUCACAAGCAAUGAGUUGAACUGUCCGCGGCUCACUUUCUUUCAUUUGUCUAACAAGGGUUGUUCUCUGGCAGUUCCAACUGAUUUGUUCACUGGAACAGAUGUGCUCAAAGUCUUAUAGUACAAAGGGUACUCCAACCCAUAUACAAAGGAAGAAGGCAUGAUCAGACCACAUGCCCAACAGUCAAUACCAUUAUAAAGAAAUUGCAAAACUAACAAACAAAAACUUUCUAC
Molecule: messenger RNA, 1946 nt
Organism: Rubroshorea leprosula
Lineage: Eukaryota; Viridiplantae; Streptophyta; Magnoliopsida; Malvales; Dipterocarpaceae
Source: the annotation of a GenBank genome assembly